UUUAUUUUGUUGCGUGCAUUUUUCUUCCAUUCUGCGCACACGUUGUUUUAAUUGUUGUUUGUGCUUUUAUAUGCGGGCUGCUUCUUUUAUAUGCUAAUCGUGCAGUGCUGACGAAUCUGUGUCACGCACACACCACCGUAUAAUUUUCCUUUGCACUCUUGGCCCUGACACGAAUUUCACUUUUCAAAAUCCUUUCAAUUGCGUCUUUGCUCUUUUGCGUUUUGCCAGCUCAGUUUUUAUACCAAUGGUGGACCUGAGCAACGGCCGGGACAGUUGGACGUGUCCGAACGACCGGCAGCUGGCCCUGCGCGCCAAACUGCAGACGGGUUGGUCCGUGAAGACGCAGUCGCUGCACACGCUGACCAAAAAACCAGAGGCCCUCAACGAGCAGGAGAAGCAGACCAUCCUUGACGUCAUCAAGAGAGCCGAAACCCUGGAGAAAACUGAGCAGCAGAGAAUAGGGCGUUUAGUGCACCACGUGGAGAGUAUGAAGAAAAAUGCGCUGGGCGACGGGUCGAACAAAUGCGUCCUGUGCGGCGACACCUUCGGCUUUCUCGGCCCAACGGCGUCGCUCUGCAAAGACUGCAAAAAGGCCGCGUGCCAGAAGUGCGGCGUCGAAGAAGGAGCCGCCGCCUCGGGGCUUCGCUUCCCCGCCUCGGGCUCCUCCAACUGGCUGUGCAAAAUCUGCGCCGAGACGCGCGAAAUGUGGAAAAAGUCUGGCGCCUGGUUUUUUAAGGGAAUGCCCAAAUAUGAAUUGCCUGAACCUGGAUCACUGAAUGGACGGAUCAGCAAAUUUUUCAGACCAGCUCCGAGUCCUUUGCAAAGAGUUUCGAUCGCUGAGGAUUGCGAAAGCAGCUCAGAAGAGGAACCGCCCGUUCAACCACCACAGCCGCCGCAACCAUCCCCUGUCGUUAGACACGCACCCCUUUCACACGUUCACUCCAUUUCAUCUGUAAACAGCACCAGUCACAUUUCCCGAAGAGAAAGUAGUCUUUCCCACCAGUGGGCUUCCGAGGAGGGCUCCAGCUCGGUGACUUCCUCAGAUCGCGCCGGAAGUGUUUUCUCCGAAGUGGAGGACGACGUCAUAAUUGACGAAGUUUAUUUAGGAAGCAUGCAGUUUUCCGUCACCUUUGAUCCUCAAACAAGCACGCUUCACUGCUGCUUGAUACGAGCCAAAGGUCUCAGGGGAAUGGACGUCAACGGCCUGUGCGACUCUUAUUGCAGAGCUCAGCUGCUUCCAUCAACGUCGGGAAAGGCAAUUACACCGCUUCGGACCAAAACAGUUCACAAAACAAGAGAUCCUGAAUUCAAUGAAACACUCGCCUGGUUCCAUGUAACACCGGCUGAUCAUAUUCGUAAAACACUUCACAUUGUAAUUUAUGACGAGGACAAAUAUGGAGACGAAGCUUUAGGAUCAGCUCGUUUGCAUCUCGCCAGAUUGACGCCGGGCAAAACCAGCCGUUUUAAUGUAUUUUUAGAAAAGCCGUACCCAGACGAGGUUUGUGCAGACGAGGGACCAGGACGAGGGCGCAUUCUGAUCGCCCUAAAUUACGUCACUAAGCGGAAGGCUAUCACGGUGGGAAUAAUCAGGUGCGCUGGUUUGCUAGCCAUGGACUCUAAUGGGACCUCAGAUCCCUUCGUCAAAAUUCAGUUGAAAGAUGAUCCACAUAGACGCAAAUUCAAAACGGCCAUCAAAUGGCGCAAUUUAAAUCCGGAAUUCUGCGAGCACUUCACCUUUGAAAUAAAAAUGGGUGAAUUGUCAAGCAAGACGUUGAUGUUCUCCGUUUGGGACAAGGACCUCGGCAAGUCCGAUGACUACUUAGGUGGACUGGAGCUGGGAUUCACUUCUAAAGGGGACCGCCUACGCCACUGGCUGGAUACAAUUAAGUUCCCAGACAGGAGGCACGAGAGGUGGCACAAUCUUUGUGGACAGAUCAUAGGCGACUGAGCCAAUUUUCGCACCCCCCCCCCCCAACCGAUCUGUUCAAAUUAGCAGAUAAUUUUGUACGCAGGAGUAACUUUCUCGGAAAAGAGACGCCUAGCAGUUCUUUGAAGUUUUCGCCCCAUUUAAGAAAGACUUCUGGACAAUUUACGUGCCAAAUUGACAUUUUUUUCCUUCUCCCUUCUCAGGUAAGUAAAAUUUCUAAAUAGAGGCAUUGUUGCGAAUAAUCUAAAAUGAAAACUGGCUUCUGCUUUAAAACCCAUAUGUGUAAUAUAGCCUGGACCAUUAAAAUGGGCAAUUGAACUAUUCUGUCAAUCAAAAGAUGUCAAUCAAACUCACUACAACGCACGUUCUCUUGGUAUACGGUCUUCAUCUAUAUGCAUUUAAAAAACUCUUUCGCCUUUUUAUAUUUUUUGUUUUAAUGUGAAAACAUACAUAGAGUAGAAAUAAAAAUUAGAUAGCCGAAUCUCUUUUACAAAAACCGCAGUGAUGUGAUGCAAGUAUUAGUUUUUCUUUAGAUUAUAGAUUUGACGAAGUAGAAAAAAGGAUCACUUGCGUCCGAGUUUCCCUGAGAGAAAUUAAGCACUGAGUAUUUUUGGACGAAAUCGAGCUAAUUCUCAAUCAUUGGCCUUGUUCUUGAGUGAAAAAAAAAUCAUUAAAAUUAAAACGUCUCGUGUAACUUAUCAUGUAGGUACUAUUAUACUAUGAAUGUCUAAUCUACUCCACGGCCAACAUGAGCAAAGAAACCCUAUAGUAAAUAAAUAUGUGAACAGCUUAACUCUUAUUUUCUCCUGAGAAUAAUUCUUUUUUUAUCUAAAAUAUAUUCCAAGCUGUUUCUAAUUGAUCUAUAAUUAAUUUUUAUAGUUUGAACAAGUAAUAAAACCUGUUUUGUUUUUUUCACUCUACUUCAAAUAGUUUAUUCUGAGUAUGGUCGCGCGAAUAAUCAUCGGCUUUUUAUCUCCGCGCAAAGCUCUUUACAACUCGUUGCACACAAUCCCUUUGUAAAACCUGCGUUCUGUUUAUAUGUCCGCACACGUCCAUCUGCAGCUUUGUUCUAUUCUCGAUGUAUAUUCGAUCUGCAAACAGCAGCUCUGAAAUAUUUUCCCUUAAAUCUCAAGCAGAGAUCUCCUUUUUGCAUAACAGUUGUUAAUAUGCUCUGGGCCAUUUUUGCACAAGAAACAAAUGUGUUCUUGACACAAAGACUUUGCAAAAUCUUUGUAUGACUUUCUUGGAAUAAAUGUUCUUUGUAUACAAGAUCUUCUUUGUCCAGGAAAAAUUCUUUCCAGCUAUACGAAAAAGAAGAAAAUUUUGCAGGGUGUACUUUUGAAAUUACAAUCUAUAAAAAAAACUAUUGCCUUUCUUAUACCAACAUGUUAAUGUGAUGGAAAAUAAAUUAAAUUAUA
Molecule: messenger RNA, 3345 nt
Organism: Neocloeon triangulifer
Lineage: Eukaryota; Metazoa; Arthropoda; Insecta; Ephemeroptera; Baetidae
Gene: Rph
Product: rabphilin-3A
Exons: 12
Coding region: 245-1948 (567 amino acids)
Biological process (GO): intracellular protein transport
Cellular component (GO): membrane
Molecular function (GO): small GTPase binding
Source: RefSeq, a predicted model, not a curated record